This is a messenger RNA of Vitrella brassicaformis, 2792 nucleotides long. The record is from the annotation of a GenBank genome assembly. Lineage: Eukaryota; Vitrellaceae.
AGCCGUCCUUUCGCAUAUCGUGCAAGACACACACACAUCCGCUGCACACGUCAUGCAGAGCGCUGCCCUCGCGUCGACCGACAGUUCUCACCAAGGUACACCAGCCAGGCGUUGCAUCAGAUUCUGUUCCAUCUUCGUAAUUAUCCAUUCCUUUGCUCUGUGCCUGCCAAAUCAGUAGAGGCGUCCGCCUCUCUGGUAGGCAGCGGCACUUGCUCGACUCGCACCACGACCGCCGCGGGACACGACGCGACGCUGAUCCAUCUGCAUCCAAUCCAGAGAGAGAGAGAGAGACAAUAGAGAGGUCACCUUCAGGAUGGCCGUACAUGGGCUGCGGCUUGCUGGCCAGGACGUACCCUUCUUGACGAUGGCUGUGCCUCCCGCGCCCUCACCGACAGGGGCUGCGGCCCCACCGCUCUCUUGCCCCUCGUAUGUGCCUCUCUGUCACGCCGUGGCUGCAUGGGCACAUACACACGUAAGCGCAGAGGUGUCGACCGCCCGGCGAUGGAUGGCUUUUGGUCACAGCAGCUCACCGAAGGGGCCUGCCCGUUGGUCUGCGUCGCUGACUGGUCCAGUGUCUCAAUCCCCCCUCCUCUUUGUUCCACCGUUUCCGCCUGUCAAGGAGAUUCACAGAACAGAGAGACAUUGAUAUCAGUGCCACUGCUUGUCGAUCUUCUCCUCUUACCUGCGUGAAACGGUUGUCGGCAUGAGGGUCACCUUCACCAAAGUGCAGCCCAUCAGAUUCUGCUGCAAACAAAGUAACGAGGGAGGGAGGGAGGGAGGCAUGAGGUUUCGGAUGCCCUUGUUGAUUGUGUAUAUCUGCUUACGGCUCCCGAUGUGCUGCUGCAGGUCCUCCCACUCCCCAUACACACCCUCAGCAACACGACUGUCGGCAACACGACCGUCAACCUGCUCCUGGCAACACGUGGCGACAGUGAUGAUGAAUCGACCAUGUGGCGUGGCAGCCCUUUCGCGGCUUCUGCUCACCCUCUUUCUGCUUGCAGCUUCCUGGAUGGCGGCGAGCCUCGCCUGGUGCUCCUCCGAUAUCUCAGUGAGUUGCUCCAGCGUCAGUGCAUCCAGGAUCUGCUCAUCCGUCAUGGUGUACGGCUCACGUGGCUGACGGGGACUCGGCUGCACAACUGAACACACACCACCAGAUUAUGUGUCGGUCAUUUCCCCUGGCUCUCGAGCCGACCCUGGUGACGGCGCGGCGAAGGGCCUGCCGCUGAUGUGCCAGGAACAAGCCUGGCAGAAGGAGGCUUCGCGCCUGCAUUAGAGGAAUGGGAAUCAGGCAGACCAUGUGGUGUCUCCUUUCUCCCCCACGCACACACACUUGUUUUGAGGUUGGUCCCUUGUCUGGGCACGGGCGGUUUGGUGUGGCGAGGAUAUCGAGGCCGGUCCAUUCGGGCCUUUUGGACCUCGCUGAGUUCUUGCGCCGUCUGCUCUUCGUACAUUUGGGAUUGCUGCCAUACACAGAGACAGAGAGAGAGGAUAUGGAAGGCCGGCUACUUAGUGUGCAGUGCAGGGUGAACUCACCCGAAGUCUCAACAUCCAUAUCUCUUCCAUCUUCUCAGCCUUCAUGACCCUCAGACGGGCGGCCCUGCAGGGAGGGAGGGAUACAUACGCACAGAGACAGGCAGACAGACAGACAGACAUGGAUGGAUGGAUGUGGCUCUCUCUCUGUGUGGGUGCGUGGGUGUGUUAUGGGGGGUUGGUCUGCUUACUCCACUUGGUGUUCGACUUCGUGACACUUGACAGCGUUGGAUGCCAUUCGCUCGGCCACCUCAGUAUCCUGAUGUGAGGCAACCGCCACAUGAGAGCGUCCACCUGUCUCUACAUCGUGUCUCGUCUCACCCUCUUGAGCAUGGUGAUCCGUUUGGUUUCCUUGGCUACUUCCUUUGCUUUUUCCACCCUGGCCACCCGCUGCACAUAGGUGCUGUAUCUUUUGUCUUGCAUCGUCCCCACACGACCAUGGUGCUCUUUCCGCAGCCGAUCGGCCUCAAGCGCCCGCAGCAGAUUGACACGGUGACGUGCCUCCUACACACACACACACACACACACACACAGAGAGAGAGAGAGAGAGAGAGAGGCGCAGGGGUUCGGCUGGCUGAUCAAUCUGUCUCUGUGUCUGUGUGUGUGCGUAUGUGCGUACCUCAAUGGCCUGCUGGUUCUCGUAUGUGCGUGCGGCGGCCCUCUGUCGCUUCUUGUCCUGCUCGAGGAACUGGCACUCCUUCCGCCACUGGUGUUGCACGACCUUCAGCCGAUUUCUCUCACGAGCAACCUCUAUCUGCCGGAGUUUUUCUCUGUUCUGGGCUAUCUCCUGCUGGAUCUUGGCGUCGACUUUCUGAAGGGGAGAGCAGGGCAGACACACCCACGUGUGUGCAGAUCUGCAGUGAGGGAAGGCCCACACGUUUUGUCCCUCACUCACUUUAAGGUGCUCGACUCUCGUUUGCAUAGCCUUCAAGGUCAUCUGGCAGUCUUUCUGUGGACGAACAGCCACCAAGCCAAACCAUCAGACAGAUGGAUAAAAGAUCUGUCAGUGCAGGUAGGUGCCGUCUCCCUCACCUUGAAGUAGUUCAUUUUGCUGACAUCCACUCGGCCGGCGUCGGUUAUCUUCUGCCCCUCCUCGGACGGCCUGCGCAUGGCAAUCCAGGCCUGGUACUCCGGCCAGCACGGAGGCAGCCACCACUCGUCGGGCGGGGGGUUAUCGCCGGGAUGCAGCUCCUCGGGAUGCUCCAUGAUAGCUUCCAUCUCGCCGCUUUGCAAAGAAGAAAUGCUCUUUUCCGCCGUUCUCC